AUGGCGGCGCUGCUGCGGCAGACAGAGGCAGCGGCCGCCGCGUGGUUUGCCGCGCCCGAAGCACGCAAGCUGGAGGAGGCGGGCGCGUAUGGGCCUGCGAGCGGGACGCUCGCCGGCUUCGCGCGCGGCCGCAACCGCGAGCAGCUGGAGCUGCGCCUCGUGAAGGGAGGACGAGGACGAGGAGUGUACCCAGCGCUCCGUGGCGGCGACGCGGCGGAGCCUGCGCUGACGCCGCUGGCGGAGCGGAGCAUGGCCACCCUCGACCGGGUCGCCCGCGUGCUGCUCGCGCACGUGGCCUCCGACCUCGGAGCCAGCCCUGGCUUCUUCGCCUCGCUCCUCGACCCGCAGCUGCCGGCGGAGGAGGGGGCGGCGGCGGCGGCGGAGGAGGAGGAGGCCGAGGCGGCGAUAGAAGCGGAGGAGGAGGCGGCGGCGGCGGCGACAUCGAAGGAGGCGCUUGAGGCGCAUGCGGGCUGCCCGCCGCUGCGGCACGCGGGCUUUGCGCCCUUCCAGAACAAGAGAGCUGCCGACGCUGAACCGGACGAUGUGAGUAGGCAUUCGGGCUUGCGGGCUUGCCGGUACAAGAGCGACGCGCCCGGCUUCGUCACUCUGGCCAGCGGGCGGCGGGUCGCCUGCGAGGAGCACAACGACGUCGGCCUGCUGACCCUCGACCCUCGCGCUUCUGUGCCCGGGCUGCAGGCGUUCCGCCAGAGUAGCCGCCGUUGGGUGGAUCUGGAGGGGGGGCAGGGGGAGGCGGCGGAGGAGACGGAGGGCCUGCUCACUGUGAUGGUGGGGGACACGCUGGCGGCGGAGGGCGAGGAGCGCGUCGGUUUGCCGUUUCUCUUCCGCUGCCGCGGCGAGGCGAUCAUCGACACGCGGGAGGAGAGGCGGCGAGCGGCGGCCGAGGGGCGGGAGACGGCACUUGCCGAGCUGCAGGGUAGCAGCGUGGAGGACCUGCCGACUGCCGAUUGCCCAGCGGCCCUCGUCAACUACAUGGCGUGGCGACGCAGGUAUCGAAGCUAA
Messenger RNA from Emiliania huxleyi CCMP1516, 1020 nucleotides. RefSeq lists its product as hypothetical. The transcript has 2 exons. NCBI's taxonomy places the organism in Eukaryota, Haptophyta, Isochrysidales, Noelaerhabdaceae. The coding region runs from base 1 to 1020 and encodes 339 amino acids. The record is from RefSeq and is a predicted model, not a curated record.